CCUUCAAUAACUUUUGCAUGUGACUUUGAUUUAGCCCCUUAGAAGACAAUGCCGAGCAGCGGAUAAGAGCAUGGAUACUACAACCAAGCCACUCGAGCUGUCCAACUACUAGCAAACAAAUGGAUUGCUAAGUACCUCAGCUUUCUAGUCUGCAAAUUUCUGUUAUGGAAUUGACCAAAAUGUCAGACAUGACAAAGCUCCAUCAAGCUGUGGCUGCAGGGGACUGUAAUUUAGUGAAAAGGAUUUUGAAGAAAGGUCUCUGUGAUCCAAACUAUAAGGACAUGGACUGGAAUGACCGGACCCCACUUCACUGGGCUGCAAUCAAAGGGCAAAUGGAGGUGAUGCAUCUUCUGAUAGCAUAUGGAGCCAGACCCUGCCUGGUAACUGAUGUGGGCUGGACCCCAGCUCAUUUUGCAGCUGAGUCAGGCCAUCUGAAUGUUCUCAAAACCCUCCAUGCACUGCAUGUUGCUAUUGAUGCCCCUGACUUCUUUGGAGACACACCUAAGAGGAUCGCACAGAUCUACGGACAGAGAGCCUGUGUGGCCUUCCUGGAGAAGGCAGAGCCUGAGUGUCAGAACUACCGACGUGUCGCCCAGCAGAAGGGGCUGCUGCUGGAUGAACUGGACCCAGACUGGGACCAAAAGAAAAAGGAGCUGGAGCUGUCUCUUCCUUCCCGAAACCAAAACACUAACAAAAAGAAUAAGAGAGGCCGAGGAUCUAAGGAGUGGAGAGUGUGAGGAGGAGCCCAGGAACUCUGGCAAAGGACUUUUCCUGGGGCCAGAAGUAGUUUGUUAGGCAUGUGUUGUCUUUAUGUGAUUUCAUUCAGAUACCCUCACCCAGGCUUCUUCCAGAAUCUCAUGGUCUGUCAUUCAAUUUGAAAGUCUUGCCUGAGUUCCCUCUAUAUGAGCUGUUGUCUCCAGGCUAAAACCUGCUGCCCACAAGAAUGACCAGGAGGGGACAAAUGUCAGCCUGUCAGCUGCUUAUCUUUUGUCACCAGUGACUUGUACUAUUAGCAUUUCCUGACGACCACCUUCACCCAU
This is a messenger RNA of Castor canadensis (American beaver), 1040 nucleotides long. The record is from RefSeq and is a predicted model, not a curated record. Lineage: Eukaryota; Metazoa; Chordata; Mammalia; Rodentia; Castoridae.